AGCGGAUUCCUGACUUGGGAACUACGACUCCCGGCAUCCCCUGCGUCCCAGCGCAUGCGGGAAAAAUGGGGGACGAGGAGGAGAAGCAGCAGCCGCGCGUGUUGCAGAUGGUACGAGCUGAGGGGUCAGACAAGAGCUGUGUCACGUUUGUGCUCCACAAUGAGGACCACACCCUUGGCAACUCUCUGAGAUACAUGAUCAUGAAAAACCCUGAAGUUGAGUUUUGCGGCUACAGCAUUACUCACCCCUCUGAAAGCAAAAUCAACUUCCGCGUCCAGACCAGAGGGGGCCUACCUGCGGUGGAGGCGUUCCAGAAGGGACUGGAGGACCUUAUGGGUGUCUGCCAGCAUGUACUUAGCACAUUCAAGGCAAGCGUAGAAGAAUACAAGACCAAGAACGACGAGACUAUGGAAUAGCACGGCGACACCAACGUAAUGGGUAAACCUCUGCACAGAGUAACUGGUUUGGGGACUAUGACUUAUUAAAAGACAUUUUAUUUUUUAAAA
Messenger RNA from Python bivittatus (Burmese python), 506 nucleotides. Lineage: Eukaryota; Metazoa; Chordata; Lepidosauria; Squamata; Pythonidae. The record is from RefSeq and is a predicted model, not a curated record.